AUGGCAUUGGAGUUCCCGGGUUUGCAGCCGCCGCCGCCGCCUAGUCCAGCACCCCGAGCGCCCCUUCUUCCCGAAGCAGCAGCGGAGAAGGCGAAGCGGCCGGCGGAGGCGAGGCAGAUGGGGCUCAAGGCGCGCAGGGCGGCGGGGGCGGCUGGCGGCGGCGGCGACGGGGGCGGCGGAGGCGGCGGGGCCGCUAACCCGGCCGGAGGGGACGCGGCGGCGGCCGGCGACGAGGAGCGGAAAGUGGGGCUGGCGCCGGGCGACGUGGAGCAAGUCACCUUGGCGCUCGGGGCCGGAGCGGACAAAGACGGGACCCUGCUGCUGGAGGGUGGCGGUCGCGACGAGGGGCUGCGGAGGACCCCGCAGGGCAUCGGGCUCCUGGCCAAGACCCCCCUGAGUCGCCCGGUCAAGCGGAACAACGCCAAGUACCGGCGCAUCCAAACUUUGAUCUACGACGCCCUCGAGAGACCGCGGGGCUGGGCGCUGCUCUACCACGCGCUCGUGUUCCUGAUUGUCCUGGGGUGCUUGGUUCUGGCCGUGCUGACCACCUUCAGGGAGUACGAGACUGUUUCGGGAGACUGGCUUCUGUUGCUGGAAACAUUUGCUAUUUUCAUCUUCGGAGCCGAGUUUGCUUUGAGGAUCUGGGCUGCCGGAUGUUGCUGCCGAUACAAAGGCUGGCGGGGACGACUGAAGUUUGCCAGGAAGCCCUUGUGCAUGUUGGACAUCUUCGUGCUGAUCGCUUCUGUGCCGGUGGUUGCCGUGGGAAACCAGGGCAAUGUCCUGGCCACGUCCCUGCGGAGCCUGCGCUUCCUGCAGAUCCUGCGGAUGCUACGCAUGGACCGGAGGGGUGGCACCUGGAAGCUCCUGGGCUCGGCCAUCUGUGCCCACAGCAAAGAGCUCAUCACCGCCUGGUACAUCGGGUUCCUGACGCUCAUCCUUUCUUCAUUCCUCGUCUACCUGGUUGAGAAAGAUGUGCCGGAGGUGGAUGCCCAAGGGGAAGAGAUGAAAGAGGAGUUUGAGACCUACGCCGAUGCCCUUUGGUGGGGCCUGAUCACACUGGCCACCAUUGGCUAUGGAGACAAGACGCCCAAGACGUGGGAAGGCCGUCUGAUCGCAGCCACCUUCUCCUUAAUCGGCGUCUCCUUUUUCGCCCUUCCAGCAGGCAUCCUGGGGUCCGGGCUGGCGCUCAAGGUGCAGGAGCAGCAUCGCCAGAAGCACUUUGAGAAGAGGAGGAAGCCCGCUGCUGAGCUCAUCCAGGCUGCCUGGAGAUACUACGCUACCAACCCAAACAGGAUUGAUCUUGUGGCAACAUGGAGGUUCUAUGAAUCAGUCGUCUCUUUUCCGUUCUUCAGGAAAGAGCCACUGGAUGCAGCAGCCAGCCAAAAGCUGGGUCUCUUGGAUCGGGUUCGCCUUUCUAAUCCUCGUGGUAGCAAUACUAAAGGAAAGCUAUUUACCCCUCUGAAUGUAGAUGCCAUAGAAGAAAGUCCUUCUAAAGAACCAAAGCCUGUUGGCUCAAACAAUAAAGAGCGUUUCCGCACCGCCUUCCGCAUGAAAGCGUACGCUUUCUGGCAGAGCUCUGAAGAUGCCGGGACGGGCGACCCCACAGCGGAAGACAGGGGCUGCGGGAAUGACUUCCUCAUCGAAGACAUGAUCCCCACCCUGAAGGCUGCCAUCCGAGCCGUCAGGAUUCUGCAAUUCCGUCUCUAUAAAAAAAAAUUCAAAGAGACGUUGAGGCCUUACGAUGUGAAGGAUGUGAUUGAGCAGUAUUCCGCAGGACAUCUAGACAUGCUUUCCAGGAUCAAGUACCUUCAGACCAGAAUAGACAUGAUUUUCACUCCCGGACCUCCAUCUACUCCAAAACACAAGAAGUCUCAGAAGGGGGCAGCCUUCACCUACCCGUCCCAGCAGUCUCCCAGGAAUGAACCGUAUGGAGCCAGACCUGCCACAUCAGAAACGGAAGACCAAAGCAUGAUGGGGAAGUUUGUGAAGGUCGAGAGGCAGGUUCAUGACAUGGGGAAGAAGCUGGAUUUCCUGGUGGAUAUGCACAUGCAGCACAUGGAAAGGCUCCAGGUCCAUGUCACCGAGUUCUACCCGACCAAGGGGUCCUCCUCCCCAGCCGAGGUGGAGAGGAAACAGGACCCCAGGGAUCCGGAUUUGAACACCAUCCUCUGUAACUAUUCCGAGACAGGCCCCCCAGACCCCGCCUACACGUUCCACCAGGUGCCCGUCGACAAAGUCGGCCCCUAUGGGUUUUUUGCCCACGACCCAGUGAACCUGCCCCGAGGGGGACCCAGUUCUGGAAAGGUCCACGCCACCCUCUCCUCCCCAGCAGCGACAUAUGCAGAAAGGCCCACCGUCCUGCCAAUCUUGACUCUUCUCGACUCCCGAGGGGGCUUCCACUCCCAGGCUGAACAGCACGGGCCCUGCUCAGAGCGGGUCUCCCCCCGGCAGAGACCCAGCCUCACCCGGGACAGCGACACGCCCUUGUCCCUGAUGUCGGUCAACCACGAGGAGCUGGAACGGUCUCCAAGUGGCUUCAGCAUCUCCCAGGACAGAGACGACUAUGCAUUUGGCCCGGGUGGGGGCUCGAGCUGGAUGAGAGAGAAGCGGUACCUCGCCGAGGGUGAGACAGACACAGACACAGACCCUUUCACCCCCAGCGGCUCCAUGCCUCUGUCGUCCACGGGGGAUGGCAUUUCGGAUUCAAUCUGGACCCCUUCCAACAAGCCCACGUGAGAGGGGUCGUGGGCUGACUCCUCCUUGUCAUGUAGACAGACUCUGUAUAGCUCACUUUGCUCUCACGCCCGCCUCGUACCCGUGAGAUCGCCGGUGGCUGCGUCAAACGCCUGCAUGUGCGUGGCGGCCCCACCUGGGCAGGGGCUUUUCAAGGCUUUUUUCCUCCCCAGGUCACUACAGUGAAGCUGCCUCCUUUCAAGCAUGGUUUGCAUGACUUUCCACUAUAUAAAU
Messenger RNA from Phacochoerus africanus (Common warthog), 2967 nucleotides. It is a transcript of the gene KCNQ3, whose product is annotated as potassium voltage-gated channel subfamily Q member 3. Gene Ontology annotation, biological process: transmembrane transport; potassium ion transport. The record is from RefSeq and is a predicted model, not a curated record. Gene Ontology annotation, molecular function: voltage-gated potassium channel activity. Gene Ontology annotation, cellular component: membrane. Lineage: Eukaryota; Metazoa; Chordata; Mammalia; Artiodactyla; Suidae.